UCCUCUUUUGUCCACAAGCAGUUGUCUUAAGAGCGGAAAGAGCUCUCAAAUGCUGUGGCAACUUAGGAACUCAGUAGAACAAUGGAUUCCCGUUCUGAGGUAGAAAAUUUGGAUGAAGAUGGUUAUACUCAAUUAGACUUCCGCUCUCAAGGCAUCACUGGGAGACCUGUGGUCUUAGAGAAAGCAACUUCUGCUACAUCUCCUCAUUGGCGUCCCAUUGCUGUGACUUUGGGAAUCCUAUGCUUGCUAAUACUGGUGAUAGCUGUGAUCCUGGGUACCAGGGCUAUUUGGAGAUCCAAUUCAGGGAGCAACCCAUUGAAGAAUGACAGCUUCCCAUCAAGAAAUAAAGAGAACCACAGUCAACCCACACAAUCAUCUUUAGAAGACCAUGUGGCUCCUACCAAGGCUCUCAUAACCACAGGAGCUUUUUCCAGCUCUUGUCCUCCUAAUUGGAUCAUACAUAAAAACAACUGUUAUCUAUUUAGCACAUCAUUAGCUUCCUGGAAUAGAAGUAAAAGACAGUGCUCUCAACUGCAUUCUAACCUCCUGAAGAUAGACAGUGCAGAAGAACUGGAAUUUAUAGUAAGGCAAAUGUCUUCUCAACCUGAUAAUUCAUUCUGGAUAGGGCUUUCUCGCCAUCAGACUGAAGGACCAUGGCUCUGGGAGGAUGGCUCAACGUUCUCUUCUAACUUGUUUCAAAUCAGAAGCACAGAAACCCAAGAAAACUCAUCUCACAGUUGUGUGUGGAUUCACCUGUCAAUAAUUUACGAUCAACUUUGUAGUGUGCCCUCAUACAGUAUUUGUGAGAAGAAGUUGUCAGUAAAAUGAUGGGGGGGUGUCAGUGUGGAAGAGCAGACAGAAGUAUGUAAAAUAAUAAGAAGGGCAGAAAACAAAACAGAAAAGAGAGAUAUUUGAGGUCUAAAUAACUGCUGAAAAUAUCAAGAGAGCUCAGCCAACUUUAAUCUUAGAUGAGAAUGGAGAAGCUAUGAUUCUGAACUUACCAACUUAAAUGGCAGACCAGUAUUAGGUUCUAGUUAAUAGAGCCCUAGAAAUGGAGUCAAGUCAGCUGAACUUAAAUCUUCAUUCCACCACUGACUGACCUAAUAUUAACAUGGAACUGGCCAUAAAUCUUUGGUGUUUCAAGAAGAUCUUUAUUUCUGGGUCUACUAGAGUUGCUUUUUGUCCUUAAAAAAUGCCCCUGGAGUACACACGAUGUGUUUCCAUGAUAUGUUCCUCCAUGUCUAAUAGUGUAUCAGACACAGGUGGAAGGCAAAAUGUAUUUUUGAAUAGCAAAAUGAGGGAAAAAAAAAUCUUCACUACAAUCAGAGCUAUUUUAUUAUUUUGUUCAUCAAUAUGGUUAUGAUCAAAAAACAUCAUGAAAAAGCAGCAACUCCAUCUCUUUUUUCCCCUCAGUUAAAUAGCCCAGAGAAUAUGUCUGCCACAUCUCUGAGUAAUAGGAUCUUGUAUAAUGUGAAAUAGUAUGGUAACUGCUCUUAUAAGAAAGUGUUGUCCAUUGUAAAUAUUAUCAAUCAAAAAAGAUCUGGUAAUGAAUAUAGAAAAAAAAAUAAUCCAGGGGCCUGGGUGGCUCAGUUGGUUGAACAUCCAACUCUUGAUUUCGGCUGGGGUGGUGAUCUCGGGAUCCUGAGACUGAACCCCGUGUCAGGCUCC
Molecule: messenger RNA, 1668 nt
Organism: Zalophus californianus (California sea lion)
Lineage: Eukaryota; Metazoa; Chordata; Mammalia; Carnivora; Otariidae
Gene: CLEC7A
Product: C-type lectin domain containing 7A
Exons: 6
Coding region: 82-828 (248 amino acids)
Biological process (GO): positive regulation of lymphocyte activation; positive regulation of killing of cells of another organism; cellular response to molecule of fungal origin
Cellular component (GO): cell surface
Molecular function (GO): (1->3)-beta-D-glucan binding; pattern recognition receptor activity
Source: RefSeq, a predicted model, not a curated record